AUGGGGAUAAGUCCUACCGUAGUUCCUCAAUAUUAUGGCGUACCUUGGGGUGUUUAUCCUGCCAACAUCAUUCAACAAGGUGCAACAACCCAGCAAAGAAGGCCAUUGACGCCAUCAUCUGCUUCAGAAUCUGCCAACAAUUUGACUCAGGUGCAGGCAGGUCAGUAUCAAGUAAUACCCGCAUACUAUGAUCAAAAUGGGUCGUUAGUUAUGCGUGGUAUAGGUAAUGGAACACCUAUGAGGCUUGUAUCUCCAGCCCCAGUGCUUGUCAAUGCGCCUAAUCCUGCUGGUGUAGCGGGGAACAGCAUGAGAUUGCUAGGAAAUCAAACACAACAGAUAACAACACCUCCUUCCUCUAUAUACAGCAGUAACCAACCGGCUUCGCUCUACAGCACGCCAACUGCAAACGGUACUCCUAUUUCAGGUCUGCCUCCGGGGUCUGGAACAAGUGGAACUGGUGGAUAUACAAACAACCUAGCUUCAUUAACUUCAAGCCUCUCCUCCCUCGGUGCAGGUCUUGGCCUUGGUACUGGAAGCACCGGAAGAAGAGAUUCGUUCGAUAGAAACACUUCAGCUUAUUCCCCAUCCCUUGAAUAUGGACGAGCUAAGUGGCCCCAGAGCUAUGGAACAUUAGGGACUGUGACAGCCUCAGGAAGUCCAUUGGGCUUGGCCGGCUCCGGUUCAGUGACUCCCCCUCCCUUGGGCUCAGGAUCAGGCGGCUUGCAACUGGGCGGAUUGACCGGCACCAGGUCCUUGCUAUCAGCAGCCCCUGGUGCUGAGGCUAAGUUCAGAAGCAGUGCUCCUUCAUCAACUGCAGCCGCAGCUGCUGGCUCAGUCUUCGGAGCGCCUUCGCUCUUUGCCAAGCUCGGAUCUGUUCCAAGAGCUCUUACUACUUCACCUCUCGAUACCAAGCCAGCUGGUAGAUCCAGACUGUUGGAAGACUUCAGAAACAAUAGGUAUCCAUCUCUGCAAUUACGUGAUUUAGCUAGCCACAUUGUCGAGUUCUCCCAAGAUCAACAUGGUUCAAGAUUCAUUCAACAAAAACUGGAAAGAGCCACAGUUCCUGAAAAACAGCUUGUUUUUACAGAAAUUCUCUCAGCUGCUUAUAAUCUUAUGACUGAUGUGUUUGGCAACUAUGUAAUUCAAAAAUUUUUUGAAUUCGGCACUCCUGAACAGAAAACCACCCUGGCUCAGAAAGUUAGAGGCCAUGUCUUACCUCUGGCAUUACAGAUGUAUGGUUGCCGAGUUAUCCAAAAGGCUUUGGAAUCAAUAAGUGGAGAACAGCAAGUGGAGAUUGUGAGAGAAUUAGAUGGCCACGUGUUAAAAUGUGUUAAGGAUCAAAAUGGAAAUCAUGUUGUUCAGAAAUGCAUCGAGUGCGUCGAUCCUCAUGCUCUUCAAUUCAUCAUUAAUGCCUUUCAAGGACAGGUGUUCACACUAUCUACUCAUCCAUAUGGUUGCCGCGUAAUUCAGCGAAUUCUAGAGCAUUGCACACAGGAACAGACAGCUCCAAUUCUAGAAGAAUUACAUCAACACACCGACCAGCUUAUUCAAGAUCAAUACGGGAAUUACGUUAUUCAACAUGUAUUAGAGCAUGGAAAAGCUGAAGACAAAGCUAUUUUGAUUGGAGCUGUAAGAGGCAAAGUACUUGCUCUUUCACAGCACAAAUUUGCGUCUAAUGUAGUUGAAAAAUGUGUGACCCAUGCUACCAGGGCUGAAAGAGCAGUGCUUAUUGAAGAAGUUUGUGGAUUCAAUGAUAAUGCAUUACAUGUUAUGAUGAAGGAUCAGUAUGCAAACUAUGUCGUUCAGAAGAUGUUAGACGUAUGUGAGGCUUCUCAGAGAAAAGUUCUGAUGCACAAAAUACGUCCACAUUUUGCUUCCCUGCGAAAAUACACUUAUGGAAAACACAUAAUUGCUAAAUUGGAGAAAUUUUUCAUGAAGUCUGCAAAUAAUGUCGUUGUUCCAGAUCUAGGACCAAUUGGUCCUCCCACCAAUGGUGUUUUAUAAAUGCUGGCAUGUUUAUUGGAGCACAUCCCGACUCUAGGGACAAUAAUGUGUUAAUCUUAUCGUAUUAGUUAUGGUUUUUUGAGUAGAAACUGAGUCAAAUCGGUUUAGUUAGGUUAUUUUACCUUUUUUUUUUCUUUUUCCCUUCAUUAUUAUAAUUUUUUUUUCGUUAUUGAAGAAUAAUUGAUUUGUAUAUAGCACCAGAUAGGUGCCUUUAAAUCUGGUAAUCACAUAUAUAGAUUUAUAUAUGUAUGUACAUAUAUACAUAUAUAUUUAUAUAUAUGACUAUAAAUAUUUAGAAAAAAUACAUGCCCCCUCCUCAUCAAUUUCAUUUUGUAAAGAAUCAUCCUGUAGCCCAUUUAUACAAUACUAACAAUGUACAGUAACAGACUAUUUUUUCGGGUUGUAAAAUAUGACGUUAUAAUUUUUAUGUAUAAUUGGACCAAGUUAAUUUUUAAAUGUAUAAAACUCAUUUUUAUCUUUUUUGUAAUUAGAGUGGCAAGACCUCCUGCUGUAAAAGAAUGUAGAAAGUAUUUUCUUAAAAUUAGUUGUAAAUACUGGCCUGGCUCCCGCGUUUAGAUAUGUAUGUAUAGCCGCUGAAUAAACAAAUUUUCUCUAUUUUCUAACUUUUAUUGCUUUAUUUUACUCAUUUGUGUGCAUUUUUUUUAAUAUAUAUAUUUUACAUCUCAUUAGUAAGCGGCCCCUUUUAAUGUGAUAUCUAAUUGAAUGUGAAUUUUGGAAAGUGUCUUAGCUUAAUUUUGUUUAAUUAAAAUUUGGAGGGCUUUUAUUGGAAAGACUAGAGGGAGCGUGCUCUCGUUACAACAGCUACCGCUUGUAAAUAAAACACAUUUACCAAAUACUGCCAGGGAUGAAAUGUUAGUCUAUCAAUAUACAGGCACACUUAUCAUCUAAUUACUACUAAUUAUCUGUGUGUUUAUGCAUUUGUAAACAUGAUUCAUGAAUCAUAUACUAACUUGCUCAUCGCCUCUCACUAAUUAUUCAAGUAAUUUCAAUUAUUAAAUAACAUAUUAACAUGUUAUAAAGAAUUAUUUUAAUAGUAUUUGUGUGAAGUUCAUUACCUAAUCUAUAAUUAAAAUACUUAUAUUAAUGUGGAUGGUUAAAAAUAUAUAUAUAUAUAUAUCUUGUAAUUAUUACAUGAAGAUUACUAAUCCGUUAUUCAAGGUAUUUAAAAUUUUGGGUGUGGUUACAUACCAUUAUUUAGCGCAGAUUAAAAAAAAAAAAAAUUAAAGAAAAAAUAUUAAAUAUUAGUGUAUAUAUAUUAAUUUCUCUUAAAGCCAUGUUUCUGUUUGGAUUAUUUCAAUUUGGACCAAUAUUUGUAGUACCAACAGUUGUUACAUAUUCUGUAAUUAUUAUAACAGCUGGAUUGUUAUUAUGUAUAUUUGGAGAACAAUGUCACACUUACUAUUAGUGUGUUUGUAAAUUAAAUUCGCUUAGUGCACUUGAGACACAUUGCUCAAAAUUUUAGUAUAAUUAAACCACUGUUAAUAAAAACACCGCCCAUCUUAAUAGGAUUCAAUUAAUGAACAGCAUGCUUUAUCAAAUUUGUAAUUUAUUGCAUUUGAUUCUUCCGUAAUUUGUUUUCUUCUUCUAAGUUCAAAAUAUUAUUUUAAUAUCCUUGGAAUAUAUUAGGGUUCUAUUUAUAGCUGAUUCUAUAUAAAUAUUCAUAUAUUAUCUAUAAAUCUCAAAAUUAUAUCUUAAUGCUAUAUAAUAAAGAAAUAAUUUCAUCUUUCCGCAUAGAACAAAAAUAUUCUAAAUGUAUACAUACUAAGAUAGAUUAGCCAUGAAAAUAUUGAUAAAAAGUUUGCAUAUUUGUUUCUCCAAUUGGAAAAUUUAAUGUAUAGUUAAAAAAUUAUUAGAGAUGUACAAAUAUAUAUAUAUUUCAAAUUUAUACUUAUACAUAUAUAUAUAUAUAUAUAACAUAUAUAUAAAUAUAUAUAUUUGUACAUAAAUGCACAUAUAUAAAAAUAUAUAUAAAUAAAUAUAUAUAAUGAGUAGUAAUAUUUUAUAUGUCUCCAGUUGUUUGUAUCUCCAGUAUAAAACAACUCAACAUUCCCUUGUAAAUUGUUUGUACAGAUAAUAGAUUGAAACUAAACGGCUUACAACUUUUUUUUAUUAUGUUGUCAUAUAGAAAAUUGAUUUUCUUUUUUUUUUCCCCCUUCAUUUUAUAAUUUGAUGACAUAUGCUUAGCCUUAACUUAAGUAGAGGAGAGGGUAAUGUAGCAGACCAACAGUCAAAAGCAUUGAUAAAAUGCGACCUUGGAAGACUACCCGAUCACCCGUCGCUGCCCCCUCACAAAUGUAAUUAGCUAUGGAAAUUAAUUAUUAUUCUAUUUUUGUAGUUGAUCAAGACGACCGAGCUUACUAUUAAAGUAACUUGUAUAUCUGUUUGAAAAAUUUUAAAAAAAAGUUCAAUCAAGACUGUACAUUGUUUAUAUAUGAACUCUGUAAAUAUUUGUAUAUGAAUUUUUACAUAAUUUUUUUAUGGUAUAUAUAUAUGGGAAAUAUUAUAUAUAAAUAUUUUUAAGUUUUUAAAUGUUGCCUAGGCAAAGUGUAUUAUAAAAAUAAAUUGCCCUUUGAAUCCAUAUGUUAAUAUUGCCUCAGUGUUUGAUUUAGUGACACCUAAGUGUACAGUGUAUCAAUAUUCGUUAAUAGGUUAUGUUGGCGGGCAGUGGUGAGACGAUGCUGUGGUCCACGCUGAUAAUUACUCCUCUACUUAAGGUACGUUCCCUUCCUCUUGGUGCAAUACCUAUAUCAUCCCAAAUACUUCCUUAACCCUCCUUGCAUUGACGUCACCAACAUUUUUUUUAUUUUGUAAUUACUUUUUAUCAUCUUGAAAAUAAAAAUUACAAUUCGGAUCAAUGAUUUUAGUUAACGAAGACUGAUUAAGACCUCUCACUCCUACACAUUUAUUCUUUGAUCAUGUGAAUAUGAGAGGGGCAAAUUUAAAUUUAGUUGAUUAAUUUAACUACUUAAAUAUAAUAUUUAAGAUGUACAUCUAUUAUGUAUUGUAAUAUGAAUGUAAAAAUAUUGUUUAAAUUGCACAUUUGUUGUCUUAAUUGAUAUGUACUAUUGUAAAAUGUGAGCACUCAGUUUGGUAUUUUGCUGUCUAUAUAAUGGUGAAUGUAGUUCUAUAAUCUUGUACUUUAUUGUGAAAUAGUAAACAUAUAAAAACUGUCAUGUUUAUAUUUUAUCUUUUUUUAUAUAUAAGGUAUAUAUAUAAAUAUUAUAUACAUAUAUAUUAUUUUAUUAUUAAUUUUCUACAUGCUGUUAAUAUUUUUGUAAAUGUUUCAAUAGAUUUUGGUUCUUCCUAAAUCCUGAGGUUGGGUGUUAUUGCUAAAUAGCAUUGUAUAAAAUUAUUGUAAAAAUUAAAAAAUAAAAUGAAAUGUACUAUUUAUUACUGGCAGUGGUAAGCAAACCUCCAGCCUUUUAAGAAAUCAUACCAUUCCUCAGGAGCUAGGAAAUUUAGUUGACAUUUUUUUAAACAAAACUUUACAAUAAGUGGUAAUGGUGGAAUUUCGUUUUUGAUUUCUUUUUUUAAUGGUUUUUCGUUCAGUUUCUGGUGUCCUGCUCUCUAAACUUUUCAAGUAGUGUUUAUUAUUAAAUAUACAUAUAUGAAUAUAUAAAUCCAAAUUACAAAUUUUCUUAACAUUUGUUGUGAUUAUAUUAAUAAUGUACACUGUAUGUAGGAUUGUGUUUAGUGCUUAUGUAUAAACUUGUAAGUAGUUCUUUGUAUGUGCCUUGUUUAAAAUUGAUUCCCAUUUUUUAAUUUACAAUCAACAAUUAAAUGUGUAUAAAUUGUUUUUAGGUGUAUUAUAUCGAUUACAUUUCUUGUAUCGAAAAUAAAAAUAUUUGUAUAAUUGUGCAUUGUUGUUGAGUGUACUUGAAGCAUUGGGCAGUUUGUUAAUAUAUAUUGAUAUACAAAAUGAGAAUGAAUUAUUAAUGAUCAUUUUGAAUUGAAAUUUACAUUAAAAUAUUGCUAAAUUAAAUAUAUACUUGUACAAAAAAAAAAUUAUCACUAGGUUUUAUUUCACUAAAAAUACACUUUUAUUUUAUUUGGAUUAAAUUAUUUGCUUACGUAUAUUGUGUUUUGACUAAAUUUUUUAAAUAAAACAGAAAAUUUCCAUAAUAGAAUAUUUAUGAUUUCAGUAGAUAUAGAUGAUUUUAUACUAUCUUAUUUUUUUUUUCCUUUAGACAGUACUUUUUUCUUUAGCUUUUUUAGAUUUAUCAGCUUAAGAUUUGAUAUAAAGAAGAAUUUAUCUUAGUUUCUGAAUACUAGUGACCUUUGCGAUUUAUGGGUACAAGCGUUAGUUUUAGCUUAUAGCAAGUUGUCUUAUCAGUUAUAUAAAGAUAACUUUUCUUCUUUUCUUUUUUUUUUUCUUAAAGCAAUAGCUAACACCCAUUUUGUAAUUAUUUUAUUAUAUUUAGUUAGUAUUUAGGUGGGAAACCAUCAACCUAAGUAGGAUAGGUUAUUGUUUUAAUUUAAAUUUGUAUUUUGCAUUAUGGUACACCAUAUUAUCUAUCAACAGAUAAUCUCGUGAUUAAAUGUAAUUGUUAUAAAUAAAUAUAUUACUAAUCUUCUAUUGUAUUUUAGAGUUGUAGAAAAACAAAAGAAAUUAUUUAGAACAUUUAAAAGUAAAAUUUUGUGCAGUAGAUUAUAAAUAAACAUUGCUCUGCUACAAAUAAAAAAAAAAAGUUAUUAAUUACAAAUUGUAUAUGGUUGUACAAAAUGUAACAAUUUUCAUUGUGAGAAUAUUUUGAAGUAUUUCAAAAUAAAAUAUAGAAAAUUUCCUUGUA
Molecule: messenger RNA, 6815 nt
Organism: Nezara viridula (southern green stink bug)
Lineage: Eukaryota; Metazoa; Arthropoda; Insecta; Hemiptera; Pentatomidae
Source: the annotation of a GenBank genome assembly